Lingula anatina is the source of this 4829-nucleotide messenger RNA. RefSeq names its product immunomodulatory peroxidase. The record is from RefSeq and is a predicted model, not a curated record. Gene Ontology annotation, biological process: response to oxidative stress. Lineage: Eukaryota; Metazoa; Brachiopoda; Lingulata; Lingulida; Lingulidae. Gene Ontology annotation, molecular function: chitin binding; peroxidase activity; heme binding. Gene Ontology annotation, cellular component: extracellular region.
UCACUUAAAUACAGCAGGCACUGGUUUACUUCUUUCAGAUACAGCUAUGGAAAUGAUACUGAGAAGGUUACCUAUCACCUGGGUACUUCUCUCCAUAGUGUACUCUGUUCUAGCAAAUGGCUAUCUCGAAAAAGACAAGGAAAGGAUUCGUAGGCAGUCCUCAGGUUCCUCAGCAGUAAGCCAGAUCUGUGACAUCCACCUUGAUGGGUUGUACUCCCAUCCUAGUGACUGUCACAAGUAUGUCCAGUGUGUGAGUGGCACUCCCUGGGAGAUGCCCUGCCCAGGGGGGCUGGUCUUCAAGCCAGACAAAGGAUGGUGUGAGACAGGACCAUGUCAGAACAGUGGCUCUCCAGGCCCACUGCCAGUCUCAAGUCAGUCAAAGCCAGUAUAUAGUCAGUCCAGCACAUACAGUACCCAGAGACAGUCAACAGAUACCAAGAAAGACAAGAAACAGACACCUCCUGUAACCACACGUCAUUACUACAAUGGUCAAAGCCCAAGCACUGACCAGCAGGCUACGGACACUAGGCAGAAGACCACUACUGUGGAAAAGAGACCUGUCAGCAGAACACAACAGUUUGAUGCGCAGGAAUUCUGCAAGUCUCACCAGGGCACCUUUGCACACCCAACCUGUGGGAAAUAUGUGGUCUGUAAUGGUGGUUAUGCCUGGGAGUUGACCUGCUCUCACGGACUGGUCUUCAAGGAGUCCACAGGCAGCUGUGACUUCGGAACAUGUGACCCUAAUGGUCAGUCUCCCAACCCAGAUAAAGAGAGUGUUCAGGUGACAUUGCCCAAAGAGUCAACAAAUGCCCAGACAACAUACAGACAGGAGACGCUAUCUGGCAGCAGUGAUGAUGGUGAAAGAAAGUCUGAUGUCCCUAGUAUAGAAGAGGAGCUGCCAAAUGCAAUACAGCGUGCUAUGAAAAGCCUGACACAGUCACUCAGGAGAGAAGCACAAAUGGCACGAGAUAUUGAAAAUAACAACAGACAUCAGUAUCGUCCCUUUGGUGUUGUCCAGGGGUUCCUGCGUGCCAAGCCUUUUGCGAAGAAAUUGUCUCUUCCCGCUUUUGUCCUGUGCAAUGCCUCAGCUUACCUUAUCUCCAGGUUUGGAAUUGACAACCACGAAUCUGAGACAUAUUUCCGCUCUAUUCCAUCACCCAUUCCGGAAAACCCUUAUUUCCUCAAUCCAGAUGAUCCUUACCCAACCCCAGAACCUGGCACCUGUCCCUGGCCAAGGUACACUUGCCCAGCUCAGAUGGAGUACAGAACAUUUGAUGGCUCCUGUAACAACCUUCAGAAUCCCAUAAUAGGGAGAUCAUUCACACCACUGAAACGACUCUUAUACCCUGACUAUGGCAAUGGUGUGGGUAGCCCCAGGUUGUCUAGAAGUCGUCUUAAGCUUCCCAGUCCAAGAAAAGUGAGUAUGGCCCUUCACCCAGACCAAGAUGUUCCCAAUCAAAUCCACACACUCAUGGUGAUGCAGUUUGGUCAGACACUUGACCAUGACCUCUCACUAACAGCUAUAUCCAAACUGGCCAAAGAUUCCAGUGGCAGAGCCACAGAGACAGUGAACAUAGAAUGUGGAUCAGAUGGAUGUGAUACUUCCAUCCCUCAGUGUCUCCCUAUUCCUGUACCACCCAAUGAUAAAGUCUUCUCCAAUAAAAAAUGCCUGGAGUUUGUGCGUUCAGAGGAAGUACCAGGAUUGGAUUGCGGAGUUGGUCCCAGGCAACAGCUGAAUCAAAUCACAUCCUUUCUAGAUGCCUCAAAUGUGUAUGGCUCUACUAAAGAAGAAGCAGACACCCUAAGGGACAUAUCUGAUCCAGCCCGUGGCAGGUUAAAAAUCACCCACAACCCUAAUGGUGGAAAAUACAAGCCCUUGUUACCUGAAACCACAGACAGAACAUUCUGCAUGGAUCUAGAUAAGAAAAGACACAGCUGCUUCAGGGCUGAUAACAACAGACAUCAGUAUCGUCCCUUUGGGGUUGUUCAGGGGUUCCUGCGUGCCAAGCCUUUUGCGAAGAAAUUGUCUCUUCCCGCUUUUGUCCUGUGCAAUGCCUCAGCUUACCUUAUCUCCAGGUUUGGAAUUGACAACCACGAAUCUGAGACAUAUUUCCGCUCUAUUCCAUCACCCAUUCCGGAAAACCCUUAUUUCCUCAAUCCAGAUGAUCCUUACCCGACCCCAGAACCUGGCACCUGUCCCUGGCCAAGGUACACUUGCCCAGCUCAGAUGGAGUACAGAACAUUUGAUGGCUCUUGCAACAACCUUCAGAAUCCCAUCAUAGGCAGAUCAUUCACACCACUGAAACGGCUCUUAUACCCUGACUAUGGCAAUGGUGUGGGUAGCCCCAGGUUGUCUAGAAGUCGUCUUAAGCUUCCCAGUCCUAGAAAAGUAAGUGCGGACCUUCACCCAGACAGAGAUGUCCCUAAUCAAAUCCACACACUCAUGGUGAUGCAGUUUGGUCAGACACUUGACCAUGACCUCUCACUAACAGCUAUAUCCAAACUGGCCAAGGAUUCCAGUGGCAGAGCCACAGAGACAGUGAACAUAGAAUGUGGAUCAGAUGGAUGUGAUACUUCCAUCCCUCAGUGUCUCCCUAUUCCUGUGCCACCCAAUGAUAAAGUCUUCUCUAAUAAAAAAUGCCUGGAGUUUGUACGUUCAGAGGAAGUACCAGGAUUGGAUUGCGGAGUUGGUCCCAGGCAACAGCUGAAUCAAAUCACAGCCUAUAUAGAUGGCUCAAAUGUGUAUGGGUCUACUAAAGAAGAAGCAGACACCCUAAGGGACAUAUCUGAUCCAGCCCGUGGCAGGUUAAAAAUCACCCACAACCCUAAUGGUGGAAAAUACAAGCCCUUGUUACCUGAAACCACAGACAGAACAUUCUGCAUGGAUCUAGAUAAGAAAAGACACAGCUGCUUCAGGGCUGCCCGUGGCAGGUUAAAAAUCACCCACAACCCUAAUGGUGGAAAAUACAAGCCCUUGUUACCUGAAACCACAGACAGAACAUUCUGCAUGGAUCUAGAUAAGAAAAGACACAGCUGCUUCAGGGCUGGCGAUGAGCGUGCAAAUGAGCAUGCUGGUUUGGCUUCAAUGCACACACUAUGGAUGAGAGAACAUAAUCGUAUUGAACAAAAACUUCAUGAGAUCAACCCCCAGUGGCAAGGGGAGAAACUGUAUCAAGAAACCAGGAAGAUCAUUGGUGCCAUGAUGCAACAUAUAACUUACAAUGAAUUCUUGCCAGUAGUAAUGGGCACUCAAAAACUCGCACAGUAUGACCUGGAAGUUAAGAAGUCUGGUUAUUACAGAGGUUAUAAUGCCAAUGUAGAUCCAAGAAUUUCUAAUGCAUUUGCCACUGCUGCAUUCCGCUUUGGCCACACCUUAAUUCAGCCAAAAUUAACAAGACCCAGGGCAGACUUCACAAAGAGACCAGAUGGUGAUAUGCCCCUCAGUAAGACCUUCUUCCGCAGUGACCCUGUUUAUGACAGCAAAUACGAUGGUGUUGAUGGUAUAAUGAGAGGAAUGUGUGAAUCAAGCAUGCAAAAUUUUGACAGGUUUGUUACCAAAGAGGUGACAGAACAUCUUUUCAGUGAGAAUCCCCCUGACGGACCUGGGACAGACCUUUUAUCCCUGAACUUACAGCGGGGUAGAGAACAUGGCAUCCCUGGCUACAACAUAUGGAGAGAGUUCUGCGGUCUUGGGAGAGCUUCCACAUUCAAUGACUUAGCCAAUACCAUCAAAAAACGAGAAAUUAUCACUAAGCUAGAGCAGACAUACGACCAUGUUGAUGACAUAGACCUGUUCACUGGAGGGUUGUCUGAGGACAAUGUAGAAGGGGGGUUGAUUGGACCAGUGUUUGCUUGUAUCAUUGGAGAUCAAUUCCGCAGGCUAAGGCAGGGUGACAGGUUCUGGUACGAGAACAAAAACCCAACCCAUUUCACCCCAGGUCAAUUAAAAGAGCUGAAAAAGGUCACUUUAGCUCGUGUGUUAUGCAACAACCUGGAUCAAGUGGUCACCAUGCAGCCUUGGGUGAUGAUGCAACCUUUCAGGAAAACUUUUCCUCAGAAAGUAUACGAUCAAAAGAGUGGGUUGACCAUAGAUUGGUUCAACAGGCUGUGGGACAUGGACUUCAAUGCACGAGUGUCUUGCUCUUCUAUUGAUGAUGUAGAUUUAACCAAAUGGAAAGAUAAGGUCUACAGCUAAGGAUGCAUUUUUAACUUGCCUCAUUCUGUAAUCUCAGUUAAUUCAAAAGUAUACAUAUCUCACUCACUCAUAGUUUUGCAGUAAUUUGAAUAAAUACUUUGUCAUGGGAUUAUAUAGAGUGUAGAACUCACAUAAUAUAUUGUACACAUUUUCCUACAUAAUUAUAUACAUUUGUCUUUAUGUUUGCCAAAGAGCUUUCUUUUCCAAAUUGAUUUUGACAUUUAAAAAAAGUAUGUGCUGAAAUAUGAAUAAAGAGACAAAAUGUGAUGCUAUUAAUUCAUGUAUGUGUGUAUUAUAACACAUAUUGUGUUAUCAAAAGUUCAAUAAACCAUGAACAAAAUGCAAGCUUCCAUUUAAGGACAACCUUUAAGGACAACUUUACUACACAAAUAUAUCAACCACUAUCGGAUCCAUGAAUGUGUUAGAAAAUCAGACAUGUCAAAAAAGUGAUAUGUAAUUCACUGUAUCACUUUCACUAAUACUGCUCAGAAAAAUGUUACCAAGCAGGUAAUUUACUUACAACUUAGUAUUUAGUUUGGUUCUGCUCUACUGUUUGCCGAUGCCUGCUCAAUGUACUAGUGUGAAAUAAGCGAAUUAAAUGUUUUACUUACAAUAUUUUACUUUUUGUUGUGUA